Molecule: messenger RNA, 5334 nt
Organism: Anopheles gambiae (African malaria mosquito)
Lineage: Eukaryota; Metazoa; Arthropoda; Insecta; Diptera; Culicidae
Gene: Bcat
Product: branched-chain-amino-acid aminotransferase, cytosolic
Exons: 8
Coding region: 2315-3646 (443 amino acids)
Biological process (GO): L-leucine biosynthetic process; L-valine biosynthetic process
Cellular component (GO): mitochondrion
Molecular function (GO): branched-chain-amino-acid:2-oxoglutarate transaminase activity
Source: RefSeq, a predicted model, not a curated record
UUAAGAUCUGCCACAGUUAUGAGUGUUUUAUUUAUUAAUUUUUUUUUUUGCACAAUCAUCUUCCGACCGUUCCUAUACGCGCGUCAGCAAUGUUGAAAGAAUGAAAUGCCACACACAGGCAUGAACGCAUGUACGUACGUCACCUUAAAAUUUGAUUCCACCGCAACGCCAAACUGGCAACAAACAAACAACAACAACAACAGCAACACGAACAAUAUCUUACAGCACCAAUUAGAAGAAGAAAAAAAAGCAAACACACAUACACAUCAAAUCCUACCAUGUGCUAGGGCGGUCGUUUCCAGGGACGCGCGGGGUGUGUUAUCAGGCGAUCCCAAACCCCCAAAUUUGCCCCACCGCAUGUUUGUGUGUGUUGUAUUUGCUUGCGCGGCAGCAGAUCGUAGGUUUUUGGAGGGUAUCGCUUGCCGUUUCUUCUUGCUGCUGCUGCUGCCUCUGCUGUUGCUAAAAGAUUUGCCGAAAACACCAAUCGCGCCUCGCCGUGCUCACGCACACGCGCGCGCGCGCUCUCACCGCCUCUACGCAACGUGGACGCACCGCGGGCGGGACGCGCGGUUUCGGCUUCGGCGCGCGCGCUCGUUCGGCGGCGUUCGGGUGCGUCGCAAAAUUAACUCCGAAUAUACGUCCCUCACAAGAACAACCCAUCCUGCUUACGCACCCACAAAAUGUGGCCAUACGAAACACGCACACUGAGGCGCACAGCGCGCUGCCAAAAAGUUGCAAGCUCCAGCAAAAUUCGCCACCCGCCCUUAUCUGGCUGCCGUGCUUGGCUGACAGUGUGCACUUUUUGUUGUUGAACUUCGCUUUAUCGACGUACGAAAUAUUAAUUACAACCCCCUGCUCCCUUCGGUCCUUACCCGCAGUAGCCGAGCCAGCCGCCACCACUAUCAGCCGCGACAAUCGAUCGUUCGAUCAUGGUGCAGAACACACUUGCUGCCGGCAUCUAUAAGGGUAGGCCCUUCAGCUCACUCUCACUCGCAUCCCCACCCCACUCCCUGCCUCCAAAUUAGUUUUAUACAGCGCACUUAUGCAUGCUAGUGGUGGUGGUGAUGGUCGUGGUCGUCGUGAAGCUCGCCACGCGAUUACCGCUCGCCUGUUGCCGCCACUAACGUACGCGCACACACAUACAUGGAACAGGGCCGGCGGUGGGGAAGGGCUCGCAGGCCAGACGCGAGAGGAGAUCACCCGACGGGACGGCGAGCGGCGGACGGGAGGGUGGGCAAACCCGCGAAGCCGGACACUUUUUAUUCCCGCGGCAAGCACGAAGGCCCGCCAGUGUCGAAUAGCUUCUUCAGGAGUGAACACAAGCUCAAGCCCGCCUUGGCCUUCUCCUCGCUCGAGAUCAGCAAAACGAAGCAAACAACAAACAACAGAACGCGCCAGAACUGCAGCGAGCACGAGUGUCCUAACACGCGAAAAGAAAGAUUUCACUUUUUUUUGGUUUUUGCAAGCAAUCACUCAUCGUUGUGUAAAACAAAACAAAAAAAACAAGACAGAGAGAACGAUAUUACUAGCAAAAAAGGCAAAGGUACGCAGGAUUACGCUGGGCGUCAUCAUUAUCCGAUUUGUACCUUUUACCCCGUUCUGAAAGUACUGACAUACACAUCCUUGUCAAGCUUUAGUUUACUCAGUAGCACAUCCAUAGUAGCGAUACGUUAAGUAGCUUUAGUGUAAGGAACUAGUACAGAUACACCGAAACUCAGCAUGGAGCUGUGAUAUUACAGCUGAGCUGCUCGCUUAGUGUGGUGUGUGUUUUUUGUAUUGUUUUUUUUUUUCACUCACUUUCCUUUUUCACACGCAUUCCGGCCUGCAUUUGUUUUGCUAGUGUACAGUACAGCUGUCAAAUGCGACAUCUUCACAAGUAUUGCGAUCGCUCCCUUUCUAUCAACCGGCUGUUUGUCAGUAAUGCUGGAUAACCCAUCAUUGCACAGUGGAAAGGGAAAGUGUAUUUCUAGACCAUUCCAGUCCAGUGAAUAGUUAUCUCCUCCUGUCACUGUCGCAGCUAAAAGCCAGUAGGACGCUCCUUAGUAGAGCGAAAUUUGUCAGUAAAUAGUAAUAGUAGUACGUGCUCGAUCGGUACUUUCGAAUUCGGUGAAACAAAGUGCUUGCUUUUUUCUCUGUGCUACUCCUCCGUUUAUAUUGUGCAUGUGCGAUAGUGUCUAGGUAACAGCCCGACGCCUACAGUGAAGCAUCAAUCGCACCCUCAUAUCCCGCUGAAAGGAAACAUCGAAGGCGGUGCGUGCCAUCCUAAACGGUAGACAACUCCACCCUCACACCCCAAAACACAGAGCGCAUCAAGAUGGUCCUGCGAAGCAAGAACCUCGUACGCUACGUGUUCCAGAAUCAGCACAAGCUGAUCCAGCAGCUGCUGGUGCAGGGUGGACCGGUGCGUGCAUGCAGCGGGCACGGCGGCACGCAGCAACAAGCCCAGCUGCGGGUGGAGGAGGACGAUAACUUCCCCAAGAUUGCCGAGGUGCCGCCGCUAGCGGCACCGUUCCCGAUGACGAUCGAACAUGCGGCCGACGUGGGAGAACAGUUCAAGUAUUCCGAUCUCAGCGUUCGCCUGGCGGCACCGCACCAGCUCAACCCGAAGCCGGACGUGGACGACCUAGCGUUCGGCAAGUACUUUACCGACCACAUGCUGAAGGUGCCGUACCACCGCCGGCUCGGCGGCUGGCAGAAGCCGGAAAUUACGCCGAUGGAAAACCUUAACCUGCACCCAGCGGCAAAGGUGUUCCACUACGCGAUCGAGCUGUUUGAAGGCAUGAAAGCAUACCGUGGCUACGAUGGCAAGAUUCGCUUGUUCCGACCGGAGAUGAACAUGGCGCGCAUGAACGUUACCGCCUACCGGUCCGGUCUGCCCACGUUCGAGGGCGAGGAGCUGAUCAAGGCGAUGGCCCGGCUGGUCAUGAUCGAUUCCGAAUGGGUACCGCACACCGAAUCGGCCAGUCUGUACAUCCGCCCGACCCUGAUCGGCAUUGAGCCAACGCUAGGUGUUGCUUCUUCCGAUUCUGCCCUGCUCUACACGAUCCUGUCGCCCGUCGGACCGUACUUCAAGCCGGGCGCUAAGGGGUUGAAGCUGUACGCCGAACCGAAGUACACGCGGGCAUGGCCGGGUGGUGUCGGUGACCGGAAGGUCGGCUCCAACUACGGACCGACGAUCCACGUGCAGCAGGAGGCUCUGCGGCACGGUUGCCACCAGGUGCUGUGGCUGUACGGCGAUGACCAUCAGCUGACAGAGGUCGGCGUCAUGAAUAUCUUCAUGCUGUACAUGAAGGAGAACGGAGAGCGCGAGCUGCUAACACCUCCGCUGAACGGUCUCAUCCUGCCCGGCAUCACGCGCGACUCGAUCAUCCGCCUGUGCCACCAGUGGGGUGAAUUUUCCGUCCGCGAGCAAAAAUUCACCAUGCCCGAGAUCAAGAAGCUGUCCAAGCAGGGACGGCUACUGGAACUGUUCGGCGCAGGUACGGCAGCCGUCAUCAGCCCGAUCGAGCACAUCUCGUACAUGGGUGAGGAGAUCCACGUGCCAACGGAAAGCCACGACAACCCGCUGUAUCGGCGGUUGUACAACACACUUACCGACAUUCAGUACGGUAAGCUGGAUCAUCCGUGGGCCUACGUCAUAGACUGAAGUGAGUUAGCGUGGGUGUCACGUUUAAUGAUCCUCCCCGCGACAAGCAGGACCAUCCAGUAGGUUCAGCAGCAACCCUACGCUGUCCUUCCCAAUUCCAAAACUACCCCUCCCCCCCUCCCCUCUUACAGGUUUUGGAAGUCCUGCAGCUACGGCCAGCUACACUCCUACUAUCCUCUCUGUAUAUACUAUAUAUUGUUUCUUAGUACAGUAAGUCAUUGCGUCUCUCUCGGUACCUCGCUCUCAGAUACGUUUAGCGGACACACAAAAAUUAGCGCCUUCCUUUGCCCUGUUGUAACCACCAAUGUCUAAUGAUCUUCAUCCGGUUCAAGUGUUCUUCUUCUGCAUCCGACACCCUAUCCUUUCGCAUCCGCAUCUCCCGGCCCGGUUACAUGCCCUGACUUUCCAACUCCAAAAUUACUUGUGAUAGAGUCGUGUUUGUGAGAAAGCGAGAGAACGAGAGAGCUCAUUCCUGUUUCGCUAGGAUAGGGUACGAGUACACAAUAGUUGCCUAGGCUAGACGGUUAAGUAAGCGCUCAAAGGUGUACACCCAAGGCGUACUACCGACUCUCUUCCGAGAGCCGUGUUGUGCCAGCAGGCCAUUCCGUUUAUAGGUUCGAAGUUUUUUAGCAGUUGUAUGCCCUUUUGUAUGCGAAUGAACGGAUCGCCCACUUUCCAUUGUUGCCAUCGAACGGAUGCGGAAAAGGUCGCGGGAGCACACCUGCACUCCUUUAACCUUUCCUGCCGGAAUCGUGCAUUUACUAGUACUGUAAGAUAGGGUUUGCCUCCAUUUCUUGUGUAUUUAUAAAUCGUAGUGCGUGCGCAUGCAUCGAUAAAACGAAAAAAAAAAAACAAAAAGCAUUCCUGCAAACAGCGGCUAGACGGCCUCGAGGAGCUAGACACGUUCGAAUCAGAUGAUGUAUGACAAAGCAAACGUAUACUGGCACGCGGAUGAUUCUCCUCGGCGCGUUUGAUUCGUCACCACAAUGUCGUGUGGUUGCUCUACUCGCAAUAACACAUUCUGGAAUGGCAGAACGACAGAGAGUGAGAGGAAGUUAACGUUUUGUCUGUCCAUCCAAUGAAGUAUCCCCUGUACGGCUUCUGUUUCUAAGUAGACUCAGCCACCGCCAAGUGUCCCGGCUCCUUAGGGUCUGUCAGGAUAUUGGUUUUCUCUUGUGAUAGGGCCUUUCUUAGGUAUUUCUUUAGAUUUUAAGUUUUUUUUUCUGUUCGCUUAGCUGUUUUGGCUACGCGUGUAGGCCGUAGUAAUAAACAUAUUUUAUUUUUCUUGUUUAGAAAAGAAAUUUGUCGUACAAAGGAAGAAAAAAGUGCAUUUCCCCCUGAAUAGAUUGGCUCUUUUGUACAUAUAGCGAAAAGUAGCCACUAGCUUGCGGAUUGGAAAGGAGGAGAGUAUUAUGUUCUACCUUUCCACGUACGCGGUCCUGUAAGUGGCUCGCCUAUAGGAGAAGAGAAGUUAAUGCUCUCUCCCUACUACGGCCAGUACCCAUACGUACCCUCAAACCAAUUGUGUGGACGAAUGGACGACUGGCGGCUCCAUCGCAAGCAUAAGCCUAUUCCAUAGGAACUCUAGCGUUUAGCGUGUCCUUAGUAUCGAAAGUGUCAUAAGCUACUGAAAUUGUGUUAGCAAAGCAAAACAGAAAACAAUAAAUCAUUGAAUGUGUUAUACCUUA